AUGCGGAGGUGGCUGACUGCAAGGUCUCUGACGUCUAUACUGCCUAUGGAACGCCCGAGAAGGUCCCUCUUCUCAAACAAGACGGCUGUUCUAGAAGGGACACCGCCAGCUCCAGAAGGCCCCCCUUACAUCGUCCGCAGGAUCAUUACGAACAGCGGAUGCGACACUAUUGCUAUAGACAGAGCCAAGAUUGCCAUCGGUGACUUUGGAGAGUCGUGGAGCCCUGGCAUGAGCACGAGAUACGACCUCGCUACACCGGCAUUCUACCAAGCCCCUGAGUCGAGGAAUGCCAAAGAGAAUAAUUUGCCCCUUGGGUUCCCUUCAGACGUGUGGUCUCUUGGGUACAUCAUCUUUAACGUCUUCAACCACGAUUCCGACGACUUUGGUCCGCCGUUGAAGGAACGCGUUAUUGUCUGGCUGAAGAAAAGUAGACGCGGAGAUAUAUCGGAUGAAGAGCUUCAGGACAUCUAUGAACUACUGAAGUGCAUUUUCUGCCUGGAGCCUGAGGACAGGAUCACUGCUUCUCAGUUGAUGUGCGGUGACUGGAUGAAGAAGUGGAGAGUCCCGGCAUUGAAAGCCAUGGAAGAGGCUUAUGGAGCGGAAUGCAAGCAGAGAGAAUGA
Messenger RNA from Colletotrichum gloeosporioides, 621 nucleotides. RefSeq lists its product as uncharacterized. Gene Ontology annotation, molecular function: protein kinase activity; ATP binding. The transcript has 2 exons. Lineage: Eukaryota; Fungi; Ascomycota; Sordariomycetes; Glomerellales; Glomerellaceae. Bases 1 to 621 code for a protein of 206 amino acids. Gene Ontology annotation, biological process: protein phosphorylation. The record is from RefSeq and is a predicted model, not a curated record.